Messenger RNA from Aspergillus brunneoviolaceus CBS 621.78, 759 nucleotides. Its product is annotated as palmitoyltransferase YKT6. The transcript is spliced from 4 exons. The coding region runs from base 172 to 759 and encodes 195 amino acids. The record is from RefSeq and is a predicted model, not a curated record. Gene Ontology annotation, cellular component: Golgi apparatus; membrane. Lineage: Eukaryota; Fungi; Ascomycota; Eurotiomycetes; Eurotiales; Aspergillaceae. Gene Ontology annotation, biological process: endoplasmic reticulum to Golgi vesicle-mediated transport. Gene Ontology annotation, molecular function: SNAP receptor activity.
CCCAGAUAUAGUCCAUAACGAUAGAUUGAGAAAGAGCCGCGUGAUGAUGAUCAUAAAAGUCACGGAUGCCCCAGGCGCCAAGGCGGUGAGAAGCGCAACCUCAACCGCCUCCCCGCAAGCUUUCGGCUGGUCAUCGACGUCAGCCUCACAGAACCCCCCGUCGUCGUCAACAUGAAGAUCGUUUACAUCGGAAUCCUCCAGAAUGGCCAGGCUCCCGCGGUGGAGCUCUGCGCAGAGCGUGAGCUUAGCAGCUACUCGCGCUUUACCAGGGGUAGCAUUAGCGAGUUCAUGACUAUGUUCAGCAAGACUGUCGCCGAACGCACGAAACAAGGCCAACGACAGGAUAUCCAAGAGCAAGACUUCACAUUCCACGUAUACGCGCGCACCCAGGGUAUCGCCGGUGUCAUCAUCAGUGAUAACGAGUACCCUUCUCUCGCCGCUCACCAGGUCCUUUCCAAGACUCUUGACGAAUUCCUCACCCUCCAUCCGAACGCUGGUUCCUCGCGGGAACCGAUCUCCUUCCCCUCGCUGAAGACCUACAUCCAAGCCUACCAGGACCCUCACCAGGUGGACAGCAUCCUCAAGAUCCAGAAGGAGCUGGAUGAGACGAAAAUCGUACUUCACAAGACCAUCGAGAGUGUCCUCGAACGCGGCGAGAAGAUCGAUGAUUUGGUAUCCAAGUCGGAGGGUCUGAGUGCACAGUCGAAGAUGUUUUACACCUCGGCGAAGAAGCAGAACUCCUGCUGUGUGAUCAUGUGA